Messenger RNA from Triplophysa rosa, 9848 nucleotides. RefSeq names its product calcium channel, voltage-dependent, T type, alpha 1G subunit (gene cacna1g). Gene Ontology annotation, molecular function: voltage-gated sodium channel activity; low voltage-gated calcium channel activity. NCBI's taxonomy places the organism in Eukaryota, Metazoa, Chordata, Actinopteri, Cypriniformes, Nemacheilidae. Gene Ontology annotation, biological process: sodium ion transmembrane transport; neuronal action potential; calcium ion import. The transcript has 39 exons. The coding region runs from base 622 to 8013 and encodes 2463 amino acids. The record is from RefSeq and is a predicted model, not a curated record. Gene Ontology annotation, cellular component: voltage-gated calcium channel complex; neuron projection; voltage-gated sodium channel complex.
UUGGUUCGCACGAGCGGAUUCGUGCUAAAGAGCGUUUUGCCGACAGGGAGAAUCAUUGGAGACUUCUGUAUUUUCGCAAUAAUGGACAAGACUUCACCAUAGAGAUCUCUGUUGCGCAUCCUGUCGUCUGCGUUGGAGCACAAGGUUUUCCUUUUAAUAUGCAGACUGAAAAUUACAGCUUGCACCUUUAGAAAAGAUUUCUUAAGGAUUGCACUCAUUAAGGAUUUAAUUGUCACUGUUGCGAAUGCUUCUGGGCUGUAGAUCUGCGGUGCUCUAAGACAAAACUUCUUUUACCUUUCUUGCAUUACUUUUAAGUGUGCGCGCAAAAGGAGAAAACGAGCGGAGCGCACAUUUGGGAAGCAGUUUUGCAAGACUUGCCCUUGUUUUAUUCUUUUUUUGGUCAUCGAAAUAAAAUGUUCAAACCUUAAGACAUGAUGUCCAAGCGUCCGUGAGAUGCUCAUAAUCCUGCCUGUGCUUUAACUGUCACCUGAAAACUCAUCUUGCCAGCUUCAAUUGAUCUUAUUCACUACCAUCAUUUGGACUGCUUUUUCCCAACAGAAAUGAUCAUGCGAUGAGUGAGCUCGAUCUGGGCAUAUUGUCAGAAUCAAUUACAGGGGGUUAAUGAUGGCUGAAGAUGGAGGAAACAUCUCCGAGGACCAUCAGGUGAGGGAAGCAGAGGGCAGAUCCUCUCUUCAGAGGACUUUUAUACGACUUAACGACCUGUCCGGUGGCGGGGAGCGCGGCGAGCUAGAGUCUGAUGGAGGCGAGAGGCGGGAGAGCGCAGCCGGAGCAGCGGCGGAAGACGCGUCCGCUUGCGGCGGGGAAGCCUUGCCCUAUCCGUCUAUGGCGCCGGUUGUGUUUUUCUAUCUGAAGCAAACUACGCGCCCGAGGAGUUGGUGUCUGAAAAUGGUUUCCAAUCCAUGGUUCGAGAGGGCCAGCAUGUUGGUUAUUCUGCUGAACUGCGUUACUUUGGGAAUGUUCCACCCUUGUGAGGACAGCCGCUGUGACUCAGAGCGAUGCAAGAUCCUGGAGGACUUUGAUGACUUCAUCUUUGCUUUCUUUGCUGUGGAGAUGGUCAUCAAGAUGGUAGCGCUGGGCAUCUUUGGGAAAAAGUGUUACCUUGGAGAUACCUGGAAUCGGCUGGACUUCUUCAUUGUUUUGGCUGGAAUGCUGGAAUAUUCGCUCAACCUCCAGAACGUUAGUUUCUCCGCCGUCCGCACGGUCAGAGUACUGCGUCCUCUUCGGGCCAUCAACCGGGUGCCCAGUAUGAGAAUCCUGGUGACGCUGCUGCUGGAUACUCUCCCCAUGCUGGGCAACGUGCUGCUGCUUUGCUUCUUUGUGUUCUUCAUCUUUGGGAUUGUGGGGGUCCAGUUAUGGGCCGGACUCCUGCGUAACCGCUGCUUCCUUCCUGAGAACUUCUCACUGCCUGCCAGUCUAGACCUGCACAACUACUACCACACAGAAAACGAUGAUGAAAACCCGUUCAUCUGUUCUCAACCGCGGGAGAAUGGCAUGCGACUGUGCAGCUCGGUCCCAACACUCCACGAGGAGGGCCUGCAGUGCCAGCUGGACAUGGCAUCUUACAAUAACACAGACAACACCACCUGUGUCAACUGGAACCAGUAUUACACCAACUGCUCCGCCGGACAGGCCAAUCCUUUCAAGGGGGCCAUAAACUUUGACAACAUUGGUUAUGCCUGGAUCGCCAUCUUUCAGGUCAUUACGCUGGAAGGAUGGGUGGACAUCAUGUACUUUGUUAUGGAUGCUCACUCCUUCUACAACUUCAUCUACUUUAUCCUCUUGAUCAUAGUGGGGUCGUUCUUCAUGAUCAACCUUUGUCUAGUUGUCAUAGCGACACAGUUCUCUGAGACCAAGCAACGGGAGAGUCAGCUCAUGAAGGAGCAAAGAGUGCGUUUCAGGUCCAACGCCAGCACGCUGAACAGUUUCUCCGAGCCGGGAAGCUGCUACGACGAGCUACUCAAGUACCUGGUCCACAUCAUCCGCAAGGGAACCAGGCAGAUCGGGCACCUCAUUCGGGCCGCAGGUCGCCGGGCGGGCCUGAGGGUCUGUGCUUCUCCGCCGGCGGAACCUCCACCUGUUAAAAGACGUCGGCAGAAGCAGAGACAAGGAUCUAUCCGGCAUCACGUGCACCAUCAUCACCUCCAUCACCACUACCAUCUGGGCAACGGGAGCGUCCGUGCCGAUGUGGGCCGAGAGGUGGAUGCGGGCUCCCAGAGUGCCGGGCAUCUAAUUCUACCUGUCAUCAUCCCCCAGCAAGACCCACAUUCUCUGUCCCUGAUGUCUCUAGGUCCUGGCACUGCCGAAUCCAUGCACAGCUUCUUUCACAUGGCGGGUCCCCUUGAGCCUUUGCGAUGCGGCCCCUCGCCUUCUCUCACGGUUCUCCAGGCCUACAAGAGGAAUUCGGUCCCUUUCGCUGCUCCAGUACACAAGAACUAUCCCACGUUACAGUCGUCUUUAGCGUUUGAGCAGCUCAGACAGAGAAUCCUGGACCCGGGAGGAGGCAGUUGUACGGCUAGUGUUCUUACCAACCUUAACAUCCCUCCAAAUCCAAUAAACACCCCACAGUGUCUGGUGGAGACACAAGGUCCUUCCGGCAAGAUCGCCUGCAAGGAUGCCCCCAUGAACUGCAGUGGCACAAACCUGGACACCGCUUUGACCUUUGACCCUGAAACGUGUCCCUAUUGCAUGAAAUCGUUGGGCAACGACUCUGAAGGUUUGGACGGAAACGAGACUGCAGACUCUGACAGCGAGGGCAUAUAUGAGUUCACCCAGGAUGCCCAUUAUAGGGACAGCAGGGAUCCCAACAGGAAGAAGUUUGGAUUAGGAGCUCGGGCAACGAAGGUGGUUCAUUUCUGGAGGCUGGUGUGUGACACUUUUCGUAAGAUCGUAGACAGCAAGUACUUCGGACGAGGAAUAAUGAUCGCCAUUCUUAUUAACACGUUGAGCAUGGGCAUCGAGUACCAUGAACAGCCUGAUGAGUUGACGAAUGCUCUGGAGAUCAGUAAUAUCGUCUUUACCAGCCUUUUUGCUCUGGAAAUGCUUCUGAAACUUCUGGUCUACGGUCCAUUCGGCUACAUCAAGAACCCCUACAAUAUCUUUGAUGGCAUUAUCGUUGUAAUCAGCGUGUGGGAGAUUGUUGGCCAGCAGGGAGGCGGUUUAUCCGUGUUAAGGACCUUCAGGCUCAUGCGGGUGUUGAAGCUGGUCCGCUUCAUGCCCGCCCUUCAGAGACAGCUGGUGGUUCUGAUGAAGACCAUGGACAACGUUGCUACCUUCUGCAUGUUGCUCAUGCUUUUCAUAUUCAUUUUCAGUAUUCUUGGCAUGCACCUGUUUGGAUGUAAAUUCGGCUCCGAAAGAGAUGGUGACACGCUUCCUGACCGCAAGAACUUUGACACUUUGUUGUGGGCCAUUGUUACGGUUUUCCAGAUCUUGACUCAGGAGGACUGGAAUAAGGUGCUGUACAAUGGAAUGGCCUCCACCUCACCCGUGGCUGCUCUGUACUUCAUCGCCCUCAUGACCUUUGGAAACUAUGUUCUGUUCAACCUGUUGGUGGCUAUCUUAGUGGAGGGAUUUCAGACGGAGGAAAUAACCAAGAGGGAGGAUUUGCAUGGCCAGCUGAGCUGUAUUCAGCUGCCAAUAGACUCGGGGGGUGAUGCCUCAAAAUCUGACUCGGAAGUCGAUAUCUCUGCACGUAGUUUGGAGGAUGUUUCUGGAGAUAAGAAGGAUCUGACUGCCUGUUCUGUUGUGCCCAUCAACGGGCAUGUCGACUUCAAAACCAGCCUCACCCCUCCUCUCAUCACCCACACUGCUGCCACGCCCAUGCCUAUCCCCAAGAUAUCUGGAGGAGGAGACCCAGUGCUAGGAUACGAGUCCCGCAGAGGUAGCAAUGUCUCCAUGGAUCCCAGUGGCCAAGAUAAGUCUCCGUCAAGUGCACGGAGCUCCCCUAAUGCCCCCUGGAGUUCAGCCAGUAGUUGGAACAGCAGGCGCUCCAGCUGGAACAGCCUCGGCCGAGCCCCCAGCCUCAAGAGACAAAAACGACAGUCUGGUGAGCGCCGCUCCUUGCUUUCCGGCAAUGGCCAGUCCAGCUCGGAUGAGGGCGACACGGGUGAGAGCGGAGGUGGAGGGGGAAUGUCUGAGGGCGACGAUGCCUCCCUCGCCAGGACGGACUCCAUGAGCCAGAGGCCCCGGCACAGGCGCAUGGAGUCCCUGGAGACCCGUAGUUCUUUUGAUCUUCCUCCAGAGACCCUGCAGGUGCCAUAUGUACAUCGCUGUGCCAGCAUACACAGUGCCCGGCCGCCCAACUUCCUCAGCAAUGGCAAAAGUUCCCCGUCGGCAGCGACUGCGCAGCUCUCUCUGGAUGAACAACACAGUGAGGAUGAUAAUGUGGAUGAGGAAGGAAACCUGAGUCGUGGGGCCCGUCUGUACCGUUGGUUGGAGCAUAAACAGCCAGAAUGGUGCCGACAAAGGGCAACGUGGUCACUUUACCUGUUCCCACCGCAGUCACGGUUUCGUGUGACAUGCAAUAAGAUCAUUACUCACAAGUUGUUUGACCAUGUGGUUCUGGUCAUCAUCUUUCUCAACUGUAUCACUAUCGCCAUGGAGAGGCCCAGAAUCGACCCCUCCAGUGCUGAACGCAUCUUCCUGACGUUGUCCAACUACAUCUUCACCGCCAUCUUCGUGACCGAAAUGACAGUAAAGGUGGUUGCCUUGGGCUGGUGCUUUGGCAAGAAGACGUACCUGAAAAGCAGCUGGAACGUUUUGGAUGGUAUGCUGGUGAUGAUCUCGGUCAUUGACAUCCUGGUUUCACUGAUCUCCAACAGCGGCACUAAGAUCCUGGGCAUGCUGCGGGUGCUACGGUUACUGAGAACCCUACGACCACUCAGAGUGAUCAGCAGAGCUCCAGGACUGAAGCUUGUAGUUGAGACACUGAUGUCAUCUCUUAAACCUAUCGGAAACAUUGUGGUCAUCUGCUGUGCCUUCUUCAUUAUUUUUGGCAUUUUGGGAGUUCAGCUCUUCAAAGGAAAGUUCUUCGUGUGUCAGGGGGAGGAUAUACGAAACAUCACCAACAAGUCAGACUGCUUCCAGGCUAACUAUAAGUGGGUCAGGCACAAGUACAACUUUGAUAACCUUGGGCAGGCUUUGAUGUCCCUUUUCGUUCUGGCUUCUAAAGACGGCUGGGUGGAUAUAAUGUAUGAUGGGCUGGAUGCCGUCGGUGUUGAUCAACAGCCUGUCAUGAAUCACAACCCAUGGAUGCUUCUCUAUUUCAUCUCCUUCUUGCUGAUCGUGGCUUUCUUCGUGCUUAACAUGUUCGUCGGCGUGGUGGUCGAGAACUUUCACAAGUGUCGACGGCACCAAGAGGCGGAGGAGGCCAAACUGCGCGAGGAGAAGCGCCUCAAACGCAUGGAGAAAAAAAGAAGGAGUAAGGAGAAGGAGCUAGCUGAUAUAAUGCUGACCGGUGUCAGUUGGUCCAGUCCUGAUCUCAGAGUGAAAGAAGCCCAGAGUAAACCCUAUUACUCCGAUUACUCACCCACACGGCUUCUCAUCCACAAGAUGUGCACCAGCCACUAUCUGGACCUCUUCAUCACGAUUGUCAUCGGCCUGAAUGUCAUCACCAUGUCCAUGGAACACUACCAGCAGUCAAAGGUUCUGGAUGAGGCUCUGAAGAUCUGUAACUACAUUUUCACCAUCAUAUUUGUGCUGGAGUCCGUCUUCAAGCUUGUUGCCUUUGGGUUUCGCCGGUUCUUCAAGGACAGGUGGAACCAAUUGGAUCUUGCCAUUGUGCUGUUGUCUAUAAUGGGAAUAACUCUGGAGGAAAUCGAGGUCAACGCUUCCCUUCCCAUCAACCCCACCAUCAUCCGCAUAAUGAGGGUGCUGCGGAUCGCUCGUGUGUUAAAGUUGCUAAAGAUGGCUGUAGGAAUGCGAGCCCUCCUUGACACCGUGAUCCAGGCCUUGCCUCAGGUGGGGAAUCUGGGUCUUCUCUUCAUGUUGCUCUUCUUCAUCUUCGCAGCGCUGGGAGUAGAGCUGUUUGGUGAUCUGAUAUGUGACGAGUUGCACCCCUGUGAAGGUCUCGGCCGCUACGCCACGUUUAAGAACUUUGGCAUGGCCUUCCUCCUGCUAUUCCGUGUAUCCACAGGGGACAACUGGAAUGGCAUUAUGAAGGACACACUCAGAGACUGCUCCCAGGACACGGGCAUCUGCUACAACACGGUCGUUUCCCCCAUUUACUUCGUAUCGUUCGUCCUGACGGCCCAGUUCGUGCUGGUCAACGUGGUGAUCGCCGUGCUCAUGAAGCACUUGGAGGAGAGCAACAAAGAGGCAAAGGAGGAGGCUGAGCUGGAGGCAGAGAUGGAGCUUGAGCUGGAGACCGUGGGUGGAGAUGGUGGGAUACCCCGGGGACGUAUGCCGCCCUUGGGGCCUGGUGACAUGGGAGGGCCGGGGGGUUCACCUUGGAUAUUAAGGGACUCUCAGGACCUGUCAGGACCUGUUUAUCCUACAGAUAGUCCACCAGCAGACAUAUGCAGAGAUUCAGAAAAUCACAUAAAAGCAGAUCCGGAUCCUCCGCCAAAUUUGGAGCCACCGUUGGAGCGGAGGCCGAUGUUUGACUCAGUUUCCCUGGUGAUCCAGGGCUCACUGGAAGGAGAGCUCAGCAUCAUGGACAACCUCUCUGGGUCCAUCUGCCACUUCUACGCUCUGCCUCCCCUUCCCAGCAAGCACUGCAGUGAGAAACAGAUUCCUCUAGCCGAAGUGGAGGCUCUGUCUCUGUCGUCGGAGAAAUCCUGGUCCUUAGCACUGACGGAUGACUCUGUCCCAGACGAUUUUAACCCCCUCUUACUAACCAGUCAGGAGUGCAAUACCACAGAUCCACCAGAUCCCCCAGACCUCCAGGAGCAAGACGAGCCAAUGCAUGAGCACCUGCUGUACGUAAAGAAGACCUCAGUGGGCCGUACACAUUCUCUGCCUAAUGACAGCUACAUGUUUCUGCCACUGCAGCCCAAUGCAUCCCACAAUACCUACACAACCUCAUCUCACCUCGCAAAAACAGGGUCGACUGGCUCUGUCCAGUCUCACACAGAAGAGCCCACCCAGCAUCUGAUUGUGCCCACAGACCUGUUUCGACCGAUAAGUCCUCAUAGCCUGUCAGACUCGGAGAGCAUCCCGCGAAUCCCCCCACCUCGCCGGGCACACACUCUCUCGCGCACCUUACGCAGACAGGUGGCAGUGAGUGCUGACUCUCAGGAGACUCUGUACACAGAGGAAGGGGACAAUGAGGGUCCCCCCGUGAACUUUCCACCUCAGCUGCAGCCCCAGCCCUCACUCUUUCUGGUACCCGCCACGCCGGGCGCCUCUCCGAAACCAUCUCGAUCUAGCGUCCACACGCAGCACAACCCCUACGACCAGUACAACAUAUUCACCAGACGCGCCAACUCUCCGCCCCCCGCCAAGCAGGAGGACAUGGACUCGGUGGACCACGAGGUGUCCCGCAUCAUCAGGGCGGGGCUUGCCGGGAGGAGUGACGACGGAGGCGUGACGGAUCAAGGUACGAGUAGGCAUCAGCUCAAGAAGUACCACAGCAUGGACACUCAGGGCCAACGAGCGCUGCUGCUGCCGCGGCCCUCAUCCUGGCUUGACGACCCGCGGCGACACUCCGUCGAGGUGUUCUCGUCCGUGGAGAGCAGCCCUCAGCGCAGUUCCAUCUCCUCCGGCUUCGUCUCGCGAGCCGACAGCCUGCAGCAGCAGUCCUCGCCACGCACACGCAAGAAAAAAAUGAGCCCACCGUGCAUCUCCGUGGAUCCGCCGGAGGGACAGGAGCUUCCAGGGGGCUUUCACCCAGCACCACCUCCGCUACCAAAUCGGGACACUUGCCUGAGGAGACGUGCUCCAUCUAGUGAAUCCAAGGACUCUUUCGAUUUGGGUGGAGGAGCGGAGGCUCUAUCUCAAGAUGGUGUUCCCAACUCCAAGCUCUUGACUUUGCCUAGCUUCUCAUUUGAGAAAUAAAGCUCCGAGCACUGAACAUUGACUCGUUCACGAGCCCACGCACACGAUCGCACGCACGCAUACACACGCACACGGCACACGAUGCACUCGGUGUAUCCGUGAUGGUGGUAGUCAUAGUAAUAAUAUCUUAGAGAGUAAUAAUGCAACAACGGUGAAUACUCCAUGAGGAAUAGUAACUAUACCUUGUAUUUUUUCUCUACUGCCAAAAGAAAACAAAAGGACGUGCUGAGGAUCAAACAAGCUAAUAAUCAGACUCUCUCUCCUUAAAGACCUCAUGACCUCCUUACGGAUGUCAGCGCGGAGCCUGAGGGAGCGUGUUCCCUUCUGGCUGUUGGGAAGACUUCACACAGCACUGUAUCGAUGAACUCCCUUAUGGGCACUGAUGAAGGUACAAAGCAAUAUGAACGUUUUAGAGACACUAUUUUCUUAAAUUAUUGGGCCAUAGUGUUUGUAAAGGAUGUCGAAUUUUCUUUUUUCGGUUUGUUAUGGUUUUUUUUGUGUGUUUUUGUGAUGACUCUUUUCUCAUUAAUGUUCAAAUGGUUGUUUUGCGUUAUUUUUUCACCAUAGGAUAUUUUUAGCCUUCUUGGUUUAAAAAAAAGAAAACGUUUUUCAAAGUGCCGGGAUCCAUGUAUUUGUAGGAAUAAUGAUGAUAAUAAUAAUAUUCAUGAUAUAUCUCUUUAAAAUAAAGCAUUGAACAUUUCUUGGAUUUUUAAGCACAAGUAUUAGAUCGAUGUGCCCUGACUGAAGAACGAGUCUCGUGACAGAUUCAUGAAGCGCAAACAUGGGAUGGUAUCUGCAGAUUGGACUGUAAACUACUUUUAUAGACAGGUUCAUGGCCAGAAAAGCACUUGUAUUAAUUCACCUCAUGAGCAGGAAAAGGGGUCACAUGCAAUACACCCGCAAGCUGAAAUUUGGUUACAAUUCUAGUGUUUUUGGCACAUUUUUGGAGUUUUCAUCAGUUCUCUAAGUAGACAAAUAAUUGUCUAUAUUGUCAGUACAGCCCAUACAGAUUUUUUAAAAUGUAACAUAAAGCAAAAAGGGAAACAAAAAUUGAGCCGGCCCUGAAAGCCUUAAGGUACUUCAUCAAAGCAAGUACUUCAGUAUGUAUUCUAUUCAGUCACCCCACGUUUAAGUUACAUUACAUUCAUCCCUUAUGUUUAAUUCUGACUGAAGAUCAGAAACGACUGUUGAUUGAAGCUGAUGUCAAGUGAUCUGUGAAUGACUUACUGAAGCUGUUCCCUUUGGUUUCCACAUUAGCUCAUAUGAACAUCUGCAGGCCUCCUUUCAAACUCAGGGAAGCUUGAGUUUCAUCACGUCCAGCUCUGUAAUAUAGCCUUAUUUCUCUUCAAAGCACUGGCUCAGUGUGUGGUUAAACCUGCUACUAACAUCGGACCAAUUUCGGAAUGAUUUACCCGCUUCAUUUUGGCAAUCUACAUAAGCAUUCUUCAAUCCCUUUAGUACUAUCCAUGUAUCAGAUGUGAUGUGAUCAGUGUGCCUAAGGAGUUAUCUGCACAAUGAAUCUGAAUAUAAUGAUUUUAGAAUGUGCAGAUUGACUUACUGAUGUUCUUUAUGGCUUAUCAUUGCUGCACGAGACAUUCUGUCAUCGUAUAAACUCUUUAUUAGUGUUGUGUAGUUCUAACUUUAGGACAUUUUUGAGUGCCGAUGCGUUUGACCAAAGUGAUGUUAAAACUACAACAACAAUACAAACUGUUCCUUGUUCAUUAUAACAUUUAUUACUUUGAUGUAUUGGCCAAAUGUUUGAAACAAGUUAAAUGUUUCUUUGACACCGCACAAUGAUGAUAAAAUUUACCUGUCUAACUUGUUCAAACCAUACC